AUGGGUGCGUGGCUGACAAGCCUGAAGCAGACACUUGGUCUGCUACCAGCAGACCGCAAAAUUCGUGUCUUGAUGCUCGGCCUGGACAACGCCGGAAAAACUUCAAUUCUCUAUCGACUGCACCUCGGUGAUGUGGUGACCACCGUCCCCACUGUAGGUGUCAACCUGGAAACUCUUCAGUACCGAAAUAUCUCCUUUGAGGUGUGGGACCUUGGCGGCCAAACUGGCGUGCGACCAUACUGGCGCUGCUACUUCAGCGACACAGACGCCAUCAUCUACGUAGUCGACAGCACCGACAAGGACCGCAUGGGCAUCGCCAAGCAUGAACUCUACGCUCUGCUAGAUGAGGACGAGCUCAAAAAGAGUCUCUUGCUCAUAUUCGCCAACAAACAGGAUCUACCAGAAGCCGCCAGUGAGGUGGAGAUUGCCAAUCAACUUGGCGUGUCGUUUAUCAUGAACCAUACAUGGACGAUUGUGAAGAGCAGUGCCAAGACAGGUGAUGGUUUGGUCGAGGGUAUGGACUGGCUCGUGGAGAGGCUUCGCGAGAAAGGGCUUGGCGCUCAGUGA
Leishmania braziliensis MHOM/BR/75/M2904 is the source of this 567-nucleotide messenger RNA. It is a transcript of the gene ARL-1, whose product is annotated as ADP-ribosylation factor-like protein 1,putative;with=GeneDB:LmjF17.0070. Gene Ontology annotation, biological process: intracellular protein transport; vesicle-mediated transport. Gene Ontology annotation, cellular component: Golgi apparatus; cytoplasm. The transcript has a single exon. The coding region runs from base 1 to 567 and encodes 188 amino acids. The record is from RefSeq and is a predicted model, not a curated record. NCBI's taxonomy places the organism in Eukaryota, Euglenozoa, Kinetoplastea, Trypanosomatida, Trypanosomatidae. Gene Ontology annotation, molecular function: GTPase activity; GTP binding.